GAAAAACCUAGUCUAGAAUUAAUGGCCUUACAAUUCGACAAGGCGAGGCAAGAAAGACGUGAACAAGGAUGUGAGAGCGUGCAACAAGAUAAGUUCGAAUCCUUCCUCUUAGAAUACGAGAAGGUGAAGCGAGAAAAAGGAGGAGGAGGAGGAUAUGUGAUUGUGCCACCCGAAAAGAGGUCCAAAGAACACCUUAAACAAGGAGAAUGCCUCACGGGGGUGCCUAUAACCCCCUAUUGCAAUUGUUCUCAACACUCAUGCUUUACUGAGCUGUUUUUUACUCCUCCCAUCGGUGCUCUCCACGAGUAUACAGCUGAUUAUGUCCCAAUUUGGCUCGAUUACAAACGUCAGAUUCGUCAAACCCAUUGUUUUGAUGUUGAUGUCCAUCCCGGCUCGUCUUUUGAUGCUGGAAUAUCACCAUAUGAUUUCAAUAAGGAUGCUGAGUUACUGAUGGAACUGGCUAAUCGGGCUAUCCAGGAAUAUAAUGAGAAAGAGUGCAAUGUUUUCAAGUACAAGGUGUUGAAGAUUCAGAAAGUGAAUUUGACGGUGACAUCAUACUAUGACUAUUGGAUGACUGUGAAAGUCUUAAAUCUCACUCUUGGCACUCCUAUCGAAACUUUUCAAAUCCAUGCUGGUAAACAUUGCCGUAAUGAUGAUGCUAAAGUUAUCUAUUGUUGCCAGCCUAAAGAAGAGGCUGUUGUUGGUUUGGCAAACUGUGAUUUUUGUUUUGGUAAGUUGCGUGGAGAGGCCCGUCAGGGAGGAGAGGAGAAGGCGCUUGAAGUAUUGUUUUAAGUUAUGUUACUUUGGUCUUGGUUGACAUUUUAUCAUUUGUAGUUUAAGUGCUUUACUUUGGCAGAUCUGACCCCUUUGUUUAUUGAAGUAUCUGAUAUAUUAUCCGUUGGACUAUAGUUUUUUAAAUUUAGUUAGUACUUGUUGAGAACAUUU
Lycium ferocissimum is the source of this 945-nucleotide messenger RNA. RefSeq lists its product as uncharacterized. The transcript has 4 exons. NCBI's taxonomy places the organism in Eukaryota, Viridiplantae, Streptophyta, Magnoliopsida, Solanales, Solanaceae. The record is from RefSeq and is a predicted model, not a curated record. Bases 22 to 792 code for a protein of 256 amino acids.